Messenger RNA from Hyalella azteca, 1628 nucleotides. RefSeq lists its product as uncharacterized. NCBI's taxonomy places the organism in Eukaryota, Metazoa, Arthropoda, Malacostraca, Amphipoda, Hyalellidae. The record is from RefSeq and is a predicted model, not a curated record. The coding region runs from base 580 to 1200 and encodes 206 amino acids. The transcript has 2 exons.
UGGGACACUGUGCAGGUCAACUGGUAUCGCGCCUAGUCGAAUGUAAGGGAGAGCUGUGAAUUCGAUAGAUCUAUUAUUUAGUGAUAACCUUGUCAUGGGUGAAAUAAAUUGUUGGCGUUAGAUCUAGUGCGUAUUAAGAAAUCGUUCAUAUGUUGACGGAUUCAACUGUUGAGAUGGGUAGUACUGAAGGAGUUGCCUGGUAAUAGAUGUUUAUAUCGGUGUAAGAUAGCCUAUUACAGCAAAUUUUUCACAGACAAGGUGAAAAUAUUUAUUUGCGUAAGGCGCCGAUCAGGCUAAUAUUCGAUUGGCAGUCAGGCCGUCCAGGUUUGGCUAUACUAAUAGCUCCACAUGCAGUCGACACCUGGAUAAAAAGCGUUGUAGUUCACCGAAAUAUUAAAAUGCAGAGGCCUGCGUCCUUCUCAAUACAAAUAUAAUGAUCGUAUACUAUUUAAACGAAUAUGUGCUGUAUUCUUCAGAGUUGUAAUAAUCAUAUCUUGAUAAUUUGUGAACUUUCAUUUUGUCUUUUCAAGUUGCCCCCUCCGUACGGGGAUAUUUAAUAUUUGUGCAAGAUUGUCUACAAUGGAAUACAAUGCUCGUGAACCAGCUUCGAGAACCUCCGAGUACGGAUUUAGAGAGUCUGCUUGGGCGGCGGAAGACGAGAGGGACUGCCGGACGUGUGAUAUUUUGCUUGUGAUUUUACUCUUCUCGCUGGUUGGGACGAUCGGCCUGGGGCUGAUAUUCUACAUCUUCGGUACCUUCGCUGACAUGAACGAAAUGGCAAGAUUUCGUCUAUCAUUCAUGAUGAACUGCGUUUUGAUUAUCAUCGGAAUCCAGUUCAUGUUCAGUAUAGUUGGACUAAUAAUCCUUCUACUUGCAAGAAUCCUGAAGCGCGACCAGAAGCAAAAGUUUCGUUCAGAAAAUAUUCGGCACACCCUACCAAGAGUAGCGACAACUUCGACGCUAUGUUCUGAAUGCCAAUGCACACAAACUCAUGAAGUGCGUAAUUUUCCUAAGAUUUCUCAGAUUGAUCUGGAGGCAACUGCCAGAAGUCCUGAUAUUCGGAUAGUGUACCUCAAGGAAGAUUGCACCCAAACUGCAUCUGAACCUGACGACGAACUGCCGGAACUUGCGACGGUUGAUACAGAAUUAGCAGUUAACAGCAGCGCGCCAGAGGAGAUUGUUCCUUCUGAAUUAGUGUAACUUGCAGGUCCUUGAUUAUGAACCUCUAUUCAUUUUAACUAGAAUGUUAAGAAAUUCCCUCUGUAAUUUCUUGAACUGUAGGAGCAGUUACCGUUAUCGUGUGAAGUUCAUCAAUCAUCAACUCUAACAUAUUUGGCGGUAACUGUUUAGUACAAUUCCCACAAGUCUCUUUUCCGUCAAAACGCGUCGAAAUGGGUAUGACUACCUUACGGCCUCAAUCUUAAUUGGAAAAUAUUAGUAAAGGUUGUGAUAUCUUCUGAAGAAUUUUAAAUUUAGGUUAUGCAUUUAUUUGUGAUUAAAGUAGAUAUUUUUAACCGUUUUUAGACUAUCAUUCAAUAGUUGCCCUCGAGGAGGGUUUUUAAUUGUAAUUUGAACAAGCGCACCUGUGCUCUGAUGCCAUGAAUUGUGCUUAAUAAUUUUAUUAGUAA